GUUAAACGCGACGGGAGUCGGUUCUUCGUUCCUCGCUGUGUCUCGGCCGUGAUCGGCUUUCGUCGGAUCUCCUGCUUCUCUUCUUCGUUUGGUUUUUUUCUUUCUUUUCGCUGUACGUACGCUCGCCGCGCAAUCGUUGUUGCACACAGAACGGGAUCCAACGCUCGCGCGGACACGCGUUUCCGUUUCGCGGAUGCGUCGACAGGAUUCGAGCAGUACAGGCCUCCGCGGAUAAUCGAACGUCGGACGGAACGUGUGUAGAAAAGGAGAGGAGUGAAGGAGUGAGACGGGUCGUUGCACUUGCCGCCUGCCUGCCGUUGAUCGAGUGGUGGUUCAUUAAAUUUCAGUGCGUGAUUUGUGUUUAACGACCGCGCCUCGAUCCCGUUACUCGUGACAAUACAAGGUCUCGUGAUAUCCCUCUUCUCGAGGUGCCUCUUCGAGCCUCGUCUGUGCCGGACGAGAGCCCUUCAGUGAUAUUAUUUUUUACAAUUCGGAACGAUUCCGACGAAUCGCAGCGUCCAGGUGCAAGGAAGCCUCCGUGUGCACGCGACUGGGAAAAGGAAACUAGUGUUGUUGCGAGGCGUGCAGGCCUGCCUAGACUCGCUUGCCGAUACCGACGCGUCCGGUGAACACAGAGAACUGUAAAGUGACUGGCAUAACUGGUCUAAGGAGAGAGCAUUGCAUCGCGCGGCCCAGUUGCUGCAGCCUAGAGCCACGGUAGAGCCGGCCCGUACGAAAAUUACGACGAUAAUGCGCACAGUGAGCGAAGCGAUGAAACAUCGCGUGAUCAGCUGACUAGCCGAACUGUUCGGCGGCCCCGGACGCUCGGCCGGUAACGAAAAUCGGCGCAGAACCGACAAGGAUCCUCGACUGCGACAGGAACGAUUGUCUACCUGCUCAGUUAUGACGUUCGGCACGCCGUUUCACACCGACAAGUCGCACUUUCCCAGCGAUAACCCUGCUCGGCCCAGCGCAAUGGCGACCGAGGAGGGUACGCUGAGUGGUGGUCUGGGUGCAAAACUAAAAUGUCCGACCCCCAUAUCACGGUUAAGGGUGGAGAAGAUAGAAGGUGGUCUGAUGGUUGCUGGAGUCGUAAUAGCUGCGAACUGCCAGAUUGCUCUUCCGGCAUUCGGGUUUCUCUUCAUGCUCGUUGGCGCUGUGCUCACUGCGGCCUCUUAUCGCGGACCUGGCGAAGACGAGGACAAGGAUUCGUACGCAGCCAGGAUCGCGUUCACAGGGAACUCGCGAAUCCUCGGUCCAAUUUGUAUCGUGGUGGGCGCACUCAUGCUCGCUCUGGGCGUGUUGCUGUGCAUGCUCACCAGGAGGGCGAGAAGAAGGGAACGCAGGGUCGGCUUCCAUUGCCCUCUUCACGGGGACUUUUACCCCUUGAGUCCUGUCCAGGGUGUCAAGAUGCUCGGUGUGUCGGGCAAGGAUGUUAGCGGAUGGUCGAAAAUUCCCUGCCUGAAGGGACGUUCCUCGAGUAAAGGUGGAAGUGCAUCUGGCGGCGGACAUGUUGGCCCGCCGCAAUGUCCACAUUCUGUCCUAAGUAGCACCCGAAGUUCGGUCAGCAGCUCGCCCCUGAGUCCGUGUCCAACACCUAUGCCGUUUUUGGUGACUUCGGGUUCAGUCAGUAGCGGGAUGGUGCAAAGCGUCGGUGCUAAUUUAUCUCCGGACCAAACGUUUGGAUCGAUUCGCUCGCUAUCAGUGACGAGAGAAGUCGCCAGCUUUCCUCUAUCAAGAACGCCUACGCCGCCCCCGCAACACAGACCCACCGCGUUAGCGAACUCGGACGACCUAGCAAACGUGGGCAGCCCAUUGAGAGAAGCGUCCCCUAGACCGGAAGUGCGUGUGGUCGCGCCAUCGCAUCGACCUCCGUCGGCCCUGGCGGCGGGCAACGUGAUGACCAACGGAUCGGCGAAUCGUAAAUCGGUUAGCAUACUGCUUCCCGAGCACUCGAGCGGAUGACCCCAACAGCAGCACGGAUUUGUGCACCGUUGCGACAAGGAACCCCCAUCAAUUUAGGAUCGACGAGAAACGAGACGGCGAGAGGGAACGAGGGAAGGCAUCGAUUGCUUGACGAAAACACCGAACACGAAGAAUUUUUGUCGGGCAAUCGGUCCUCCAGUUUCUAGGGGAAUCAGUCAUGGCGAGAGCUCGCCAAGAGAAUACAUAGCUCAUAAGGAACCCGCGCACGGGUCUGGCCCGCGUUUCAGUGAACGAUAACUGCAUGCGAUUCCGCCGACCAGACCUGGGGUCAGGUGAUAUCACAGCCAGUGACUGCAGGAUCCAAAUUAAACGGAGUAGAGAGGCCAACAGUCUGUUAACUCAUUACUGACAGGGAAUUCAAUUAUCGACUUCGCUUCGCGACACCCAAAUUAGCGUGUAAUCCACGAUAAGGACGAUUUGUUAAGUAAAUUGCCUUAGGUCAUCAUUGGCUAGUCCACGUCGUCUUAUAGAAUGAUUGUUAACUUUGAUUUUGACCGAUGAUUAUGUUCCUCGUCAUCGAGCGAAGAAGCUGGAGGGAGAGAAAGGGAAUUCUGGAUGCCGCAAGGUUCACGUUCAGAAUCUUGUCGGAGACAUCCGCGAGGAGGGCGUAUCCUUUUAUGGGGAAACGUUUCACGGUGAAACUAUUUGAUUUACGAUGUGCCGAGGUAUCUGUAGUUGUUGCCCCUGUGUCGAACAAUAUUCUCGAAUUCAUUUGUCAUGAGAGUUUGUAGUUUUGUAAAAAUUGAGGGAGAAUAAAGGCAGCACCUGUUGGACUCAUACGAACGUACGCUUAUAAAAGACAUUUUUUUAAAGGCUUCUACGGUAACGGAUUCUAAAAACCGGUGUCCACUCAUGGCCACUUUUAUUUUAUCAUGCAUGGCAGAUUGUUUUCACCCGCGUCCCAUUGAUAAAAGACGAACGACUGUAUAUAAAUCGAGAUUUUUACAUUGUAUUUAGCGUUUCGCGUUUAAGAUUUAUUUAAGAUUUAUUUAAUAUCUUCGGAUUCGAGUGAAGAGUCUUAUUGUUCCGCGUCUAUGUGAUCGGUUUAUAGAUUCAACUAAUCAUAUUCGACAACUCUUAAUCUUAACGUCUUGUAUUUAUAUUGGAAAUUUAAGAUUCGAAUCGUUCAAUCUAAAAUUUCAAUUCCAAUUGAGAGAACCGCUCUAAAAGACAUGCUCCUUUCGAGUAUUAAGUCGCCAUGAGAGGCCACAUCUCGUUUACGUGUGAUUGAUGUAUAUAUGUAAUAAGUGAUGUAUAUAAUUGAUCAGAAUUUCAAGAUCACUUCUCUUAGGUUGAUAGGGAAAUAUAUAACCAUUUUGAAACGUGAUUGCCACGGACGAAGUAUCCUUGUUUCUUCAGUUAUAUAUUUACCACGGGAAUAACUGAUGGGUAUCCAAUGUUUUCAUCAUUGUAAUACGUAUUGUAAAAUACACGAAUGAUUAUGAACUCCGGGGAACGAGAGCAUAAAUUAUGAAUUUAUGUUGGUUAGCUACUUACGUGAAAGAAAUUGGUUUCGUACGUUACUAGGAGAGUGCUACAGUAGACAAAACAUAAAAUUCUUCCGGGUUUAGAUCUUUCUCUCAUCGGUAAACAGUGAAUUCAGAUUGUUCGAUGCCAUUGGCAGACACACACACACACGUACACACGCAUAUACUGUUCGCAUGAUGAAAAUCCUCGUUGCGAUGAAUGAUUUACGUUCGCCGGAUGCUGAAGCUUAAAUUGUUUUCGCGUCGAUCAAAGAUAAGCGUCUGCGAGCUUUCGAGCUGAUUUCCGUGCCUCCUGUUUUAAGAAGCCGGGCCACGCUUCAUCCUGGGCCGAUAUUAAUAGCUGGCCCAGAUUCGCGCGAAAAUCUGUCGACGCUUGAAAAACGCGAGUCUCGAGAACAAGACUGUGAAUAUCGACGAUUGGACUUGAAUGGAGAACCGCGGCGAACCGACACGUUAAUGGUGGAAACACAUUUUUGUCCCGUUGACUGGUGUGUUUACCAUUAUACUGCGGAUGCUGAUAUAUUUGUAGAACACGCGAAGCACACGAGAUAAGAUGGACUACGGAUUCUGUUCAUUUUUAAUAGCAUUUUUUUUUUACUUUUGCCGAUAAAAGAAGGAAUCGUUCGUUCGAUUCUUGCUUUUGCGGGACAAUCUAUUUCGUUAAAUAGAGAUGUACACGCGACAUGCAUUUUACAUGUAAUUUAAUGUAAUUUUAAUUUGCAUCUCUGGAGAUGUUCCUUGCAUGUUCAUGCGAACGAUAUUGUUUUCAUCUUAACAUAAUCAGGACAGCGUGGUAUAGUUAGGGAGAGCUUGUUUCAUUAUUGUUGGAACGUUAAAAGUGAAAGAGGCAUCCAUUGAUAGAUUGUAAUGUUAUUUAAUUACUAAACGAAAGAGGAGUUAUUAAUGGAGAAGAAAAGGUUUUUGUACUAAUCGAAUUCUGGUUUGUGAUAUUUUAUAAAAAUUCACCGUCGUUCUGGAUAUGUUAAGCUCCGACUUCAAUUGUUCUAUGCUUUUCAACGAUGUAUCGCUAUUUUACAUUGCGACGUUGUUUAUUGUUUUGCAACAAAUAGUACAAGCAUCCCUUCCUUUGUUGUAUGCGUAUACUUAAUUUUAAUCCAGCAGGAAAGACAUGUUUCUUCAGCAACGACUGAGAAGCCUACAAAUGGAAGAUGGUGUUAAUUUUUAUUACCGUUAUUAAAUUAUUACGUAACGAGAGAAAUUGUAUGAUUCUAAUGUUUCAUUGUUCAUUAACAACUUCGUCUCUUCAUAUGGAGUAUGUUCAUUUUCUUUUCACUUGUUUACUAAUUAAGAAAGACGGACCUAUGGUAGAGUCAGUGAUCGUUAAAUUACUACGACUAGUGAUCACGUGAAAAUUUGGUUGAUUCACACACCUCAGUAGUAUCUUACUGUAUCUUAUUCUUAUUUAGUAACAGGAAUAAUCAUUUUAUUCGACAACGUACGUGCAUCAGACAUUUUUAUCGCAUUAUUUAGAAUAUAUUUUGUAUGCUUAGAUUUGGAGUUACAGUUUCUUCAAUUGUAUUUUUACUUAUAUAAUCAUCUAAGAAAACAUGAACAAUAAAAUAGAUGACUUGCAGAUUCAUGGUGAUCCAUGCGUAACUUUUUGUUUCGUGUCAUCUUUGAGUUGUUUAAAAGUAUAACAAUUUCGUUAGUAACUUCUCGUUGUAAAUAACAUUUUCAUUGUUACCAGGCACACUGCUAAAAAUUUUAACAUAAAUCAUUGAACAUUCGUUUUAUACGACUUAGAUAAGAUAAGUUACUUGUCGCUAUCGAGAAACAAUACCACAAAAUACCUCUACAGGGACGUUCGGGAAAUAAGAAAUAUUACAAUCAUUCCUAAAUUCAAGAAACUAUAUACGAAGCUACAAUACGCGAGGAAACUCGUUACUCGAAACCAAUAUUUACGUAUAUUAUAGACAGUAAUACGAUCCCCUAUAAAUAAGUAUACAUUUGAUAAACUGUUGUUACAAUUUUCACACGUUCACUAGUUCUAGUAGCAAAGUGCAUCAUCGAGAAUCAAACUGAACAACAAACGAAAGCCGUACAAGGAUGAGGUCAUUCAGUUUUAUAAUUCACAUUUACCAUUAGAAACAUAUUCAACAUUAAAUAAGACAAACAAUAUCAACGAAAUGUUAACACUUCACCUACGAAAAGCUUGUUAAUAUAUUCCCCGUUUAUAUUCCAUUAAAGCAAAGCCUCUUUAAAGAAGAACGUCGUCAUAUUGGCAAACUUUCGUGCCUAAAAUCCUAAUUAUUUAAACAAAAAAUAAAUACAGUUUUCUUUCUGGUAUUUAAAAAUUCAAUAGCUAAAAGUUCUCGUUCACAAACACUUACAAAUAUUCCUUUAAGUAACAAACAAAGAAAAUUAUUCCAUUAAGUUAUACAAAAUUCAUUGCUUCCUUUUUGUAACCGCGAUUGACUCAGAAAAAAAUCAAUAAAGAGAUUCUGAUCUCUUAAUCAUUGGUUCUCAAAGGAACAUUUAAAAAACGAUCUAAUAGGUAAAGUGUUAAGCAAACGAUUCAAUCUUCCCAGUUAAUUCUCUCAUUGACUCGACUAUAGACGUUCACCAGACCGUCGAACACAGCGGGCAAGCGAAGCAGGUUUCUCCAUUCAAUUCAAGCGAUUCCAAAUGGUAUCACCGAAUUAUCAUGUACCGUGUACCGUCGGCGAGUACCCCGAAGCUCGUCGAAUGUUCCACACCAGAAUCUUAGACACGACAAUCAAUCCACUCCGAAUAAUCAUUCGAACGGGUGAAAAAAGCUCCUUACUCAGCCGUGGAAGAUCCGACGCGAGAUUCGACGACCGAUCGAAGAACGCUCGAUCGAUGGGGGAACAGAACGGGACGAUGAAAACGAACGAACUAUGCCUGUGCAUUCACGAGAAAAAAAAAACAUCGACUGCUAUUUGAUUAUAUGUGUACAUUUAUAAAUCUCAUUCCAUUGUUAUCGCCCCGCGCCGAUCGAGUUGCGCGGGGCGCAAUCGUAAGUUUCUUAGAAUAGUCUUGAACUGUGUACGGCGACGGCGAAGAUACGGGAUUAUUUCACGCAUUGAAAUUGGUACAAUAAUGUUCUAACGUCUAAGGAUCAUAGUUCAAUUAACGAAGACUUACGCGGAGAAUCAUUCUUAGGGAAUAUGUAUAUCGAAACCGCGGGGGCGGCGAACCACGCAUUUCCGGCUGCCCGUUCCGCGAGCGUCGCUCCCGUACAGGGUGUUCCGAAUGUGAAUGUAACCGAUCGGCGGGUUUUUAUAAAAGUCGACGCGUCAGUUCGUUCGCUCGAACGGACUCGAAUCGAACGUUUGGAAAUCAAUGACUGCUCUCUUUCGUCGUGAUCUAUUCAUUUGGAACACCCUGUACGAAUCACGCAUUGAACACCGGACGAACUUCGAAAUAGACGGAAGCAUUUCUCGAGAAAACGAACGAUUUUCUUCUUCUUCGUCUUCUUCUUCUUCUUUUUGUUUUGUUUCUCUUUUCGGUUUCUUCGUUCAUCGUUUUAGGCAACUUAACGAAUUCCAAAAACUCUCUGAUUAAGACCUAGCUGACGAUCUUCGCCCACGAUACUUAGUACGUGGUCCGUGUUCGGGAAUCAAGGGGAUCGGUGAUGAAAAUAAAGACUCUCAGGAGAUUCGUUUGUGAAUCGGUGUUCCAUGAAAUAGUGCUCGAUCGAUGUACGAUUACGAAGACUCGAAAUUAGAUCCACGCCGAUUAUCGUGGGCGCUAAUUACACGUAGCCAUUAAGGAUUCUAGACGUAAGGUAAACACGUAUAAUGCUCAGAGUUCAUUGCCUGCUCGGUGACCCGCGU
Nomia melanderi (Alkali bee) is the source of this 7291-nucleotide messenger RNA. RefSeq lists its product as uncharacterized. NCBI's taxonomy places the organism in Eukaryota, Metazoa, Arthropoda, Insecta, Hymenoptera, Halictidae. The record is from RefSeq and is a predicted model, not a curated record.